This is a messenger RNA of Annulohypoxylon maeteangense, 801 nucleotides long. Its product is annotated as cleavage and polyadenylation specific factor 5. Gene Ontology annotation, molecular function: mRNA binding. The transcript has 2 exons. The coding region runs from base 1 to 801 and encodes 266 amino acids. The record is from RefSeq and is a predicted model, not a curated record. Gene Ontology annotation, cellular component: mRNA cleavage factor complex. NCBI's taxonomy places the organism in Eukaryota, Fungi, Ascomycota, Sordariomycetes, Xylariales, Hypoxylaceae.
AUGUCGACCGUCACGGUGACAGCGCUUCAGAGCGCCUCUCCUCCGAUUAUUCCGCUCUCCUUCAACUCGAACCAACCUACUACGAUACGAUUGUAUCCUCUCUCAAACUACACAUUCGGGGUGAAGGAGACGCAGCCGGAGGAGGACCCCUCAGUCAUUGCCCGCUUGAAGCGACUCGAAGAACAUUACAAUGCCCAUGGUAUGCGCCGAACCUGCGAAGGUAUCCUUGUGUGCCACGAGCACAACCACCCACACAUCCUCAUGUUGCAAAUUGCAAACGCAUUUUUCAAGCUCCCCGGCGAUUACCUGCGACCAGAGGAUGACGAAAUCGAUGGAUUCAAGGCACGUCUAGAUGAACGGUUGGCGCCAGUGGGCAAGCUGGGCGAGGGCGAGGAACCUGGCAACUGGCAAGUUGGAGAUUGUGUUGCGCAGUGGUGGCGCCCUAACUUCGAGACGUUCAUGUACCCGUUCAUCCCAGCCCACGUAACGCGGCCGAAGGAAUGCAAAAAACUUUAUUUCAUCCAAUUACCCGAGAGCAAAGUACUCAGUGUACCCAAGAACAUGAAGUUACUCGCAGUUCCCCUGUUCGAACUUUACGACAACACCGCCCGAUACGGCCCCCAACUCUCCGCCAUCCCGCAUCUCCUGAGCCGGUACAACUUCGAGUUUGUUAAUGAAAGCGGUGAAGUUGUUGCUGCGACCCCUGGAUCGGGACCUGAGGGCUUCAACUUGAAGACUCGAGUCCUCGCGGGAGGCGACGAGAUUAUGAAUGACUUUAAGGAGGGAAACGGCAUCUCGUAG